Molecule: messenger RNA, 3171 nt
Organism: Lates calcarifer (barramundi perch)
Lineage: Eukaryota; Metazoa; Chordata; Actinopteri; Centropomidae
Gene: irx5a
Product: iroquois homeobox 5a
Exons: 3
Coding region: 1509-2867 (452 amino acids)
Biological process (GO): neuron differentiation; cell development; regulation of transcription by RNA polymerase II
Cellular component (GO): nucleus
Molecular function (GO): DNA-binding transcription factor activity, RNA polymerase II-specific; RNA polymerase II cis-regulatory region sequence-specific DNA binding
Source: RefSeq, a predicted model, not a curated record
CUUCUGGAUCGUUGAGUAACAGAGAUUUGCCAGGUGUCUAAUGCCCAUUCAAUAUAAAAAGUAACUGCCUUUAACGAUGACAUAUUAAAUAAAUCUAGGCUAUCCAAUAUUUCAGCACAGAAAUGUAUCUGCAGUGAUCAAAUGAGAUUACAUCCACUGGUCCAGGCGGAUUUGGAUGUAGUUGGCACUAAUCUGCCCUGGCUUGAGGGUUUUAUGACUUUCUGAGAGUGUGUGUCUGACCGGUUUAUUCCAGGAUCUAUUACAAAAACUAUUUAGCCACAGUAAAUCGUGCAAACACAAGUGACGGCGCAGACUAAACAUAACUUCCACAAUCACAACACACGAAUGUCAGUAUAAGGAAAAGUUUGUUGACACACAAUAUAUGUUCUGGUAGAGCUGUUCGGUCGGGUAGCUGUUUGCGCCAUCUUACUUUUUUUUUUUUUUUUUUUUUUUUUUUUUUUUUACUUUUCAACUGUCAUAUGUAUCUUACCAAUGCAAUUCGUCUGGCGUUAGAAAAGUCGACGUGCACAACAGCAGUAAUCCAUCUGAAACUCCCACUGCGGAUUUUAACACAAGGCGCACGGAGAUCACGGAGCACCAGUCUGUUGAUUUAACGCACAUAUUUAAAAUGACGACUUUUUUACGCACAAAGAAAGAAUAACAAAAAGAGAGCAAAGCAGUGGAGCGCCUUUUUUAAUUCCUGUCGGUAUCUUGCAAGCCCACAUCCUGGCACACACAACAGCCGAUUUGUUAUUGAUCAAGUGUGAAAGUGACGGCUUCGUAUUUGGGUAAAAAAGAAGAAAGUUGGGAGUUGACAGACUCGCAUGAUGUCGCCAUCCAAAGGGGGGCUGCCAGACGCACUUGAGACUUACUGCAACGAGCCUUGUUAAAGAGGAAAAAAAUAGAGAAAUAGAGAAUGAGAAGGAUUGUUAGUUAACGCGAGAGGAGGGAGGGGGUGAGGAAGAAGGGGGAGAGAGAGAGAGAGAGAGAGAGAGAGAGAGAGAGAGAGAGAGAGAGAGCAUGGAUUUGGGCAGGGCUGUGGUUACCCAGCAUAAGCUUGCCUUUUCCUUCACUGACUACACCCCAAGAGGAGGAGCGUAGUGUGCAGCGUAGUAGGCGUCAGGAUCCUCAAUUUCCAACUUAGCAUCUUGGCAGGACAUUUUCCCAAGCAAAGCCCCCGUCCGACGGGUAAAAAAAAAACUUCUGCACGGGCAUGAGAGCGACGGUGCAACUCUGAUAAGGGAGCAACAGAAAAACAAAACGAGACAAAACAUCCGACGGGCAGUGGCUGGCUGGCAGCGACCAAAUUAAUCCAUCCAAAAUCUAAGCCGAUUUUUUUAAUUUAGUCACUUUUACUUUUUGCCUUCACCAUUGUCAUUUAGAAAGGGGGGGGGACAGACAGCGGGUCUGCAGACACACACGGCUCUAUGCGCUCCGACAGCAGCGCAUGAGAAAAUAAAGGGGGGAAAGUGCGCAAGUUAAGUGGCUUCUACUCUCCGGGCUCCAGCAUGGCGUAUCCUCAGGGCUACUUGUACCAGCCGUCCGCUUCUUUAGCCCUGUAUUCAUGCCCUGCGUACAGCACCAGCGUUAUAUCCGGACCCAGAACCGAGGAACUUGGGAGAUCCUCUUCGGGAUCUGCUUUUGCGCCCUAUGCCGGAUCUACUGCGUUCACCAGCGCCUCGCCAGGCUACAACUCCCAUUUACCGUACAGUGCAGACGCGGCGGCAGCUGCCACAUUCACCUCGUACGUGAGUUCUCCCUAUGACCACACUACGGGUAUGGCCGGCUCAAUAGGAUACCACCCUUACGCAGCACCCUUGGGCACCUACCCUUACGGUGACCCAGCAUACCGUAAAAACGCAACCCGGGACGCCACCGCCACCCUGAAGGCCUGGCUCAACGAACAUCGCAAAAAUCCCUACCCCACCAAGGGCGAGAAGAUCAUGCUGGCCAUCAUCACUAAAAUGACCCUCACCCAGGUGUCCACCUGGUUCGCCAACGCCAGGAGGAGGCUAAAGAAGGAGAACAAGAUGACCUGGACCCCCCGGAACCGGAGCGAGGACGAGGAGGAGGACGAGAAUAUUGAUUUGGAGAAAAAUGACGACGACGAGCCAAACAAACCAACAGACAAGGGAGACUCCACAGACACAGAAGCAGAUCAUAAACUGCUGAACCCAGGGGACAUAGGCUGUGACAGAUUUAAAGAGGAGAGUCAUGGCAAAGACACGGAUCCCCUUCUGAGCGACUCGGAGUUAAAAGAGCAGGAGGAGCGGACUACAGACUUGCUGCCGGAUUCCGCAAAACCAACCACUUCGUCUCCCUCGGCUGUGCCCCGGGGGAACCAGAGCGUUGCGCAACAAGACAAGCCGUCAGAUUUGAGCCAUGCACCGGGUACGGUGACCAGCAAUGUGACCUCUGUUAUCCACUCGCCCCCUUCGGCCCCUAAACCCAAACUCUGGUCGCUCGCGGAGAUCGCCACGUCCUCAGACAGGUGUAAGGGCAGCGGCGAAGCGCCACAGGCUUGUCCCGGUUUGGGUCAGAGCGCAGUAAUGGGCACCAACGCGUCUCCAUCACGGUCCUCCCCUCAGUGCCCGCUCCCCAACAGCACGGUCCUAUCCAGGCCUCUGUACUACACCUCCCCUUUCUACCCCGGCUACACGAACUAUGGUGGCAGCUUUGGACACCUUCACAGUAACCACGGCUCGGUAACCACGGGCUCCACGGCACAUUUCAAUGGAUUAAACCAGACUGUGUUAAAUAGAGCAGAGGCUUUGGUAAGAGAGAGCCAGAAAGUCAGAGGCCAAACGCAGGUAGAUCUUUGUAAAGACUCCCCUUAUGAACUAAAGAAAGGUAUGUCAAACAUUUAAUACCUGAUUAUUUUCCACUCACCGCGGACUUUUAUUUAUUUUUUUGUGGUUGCAUUAAAAAAAAGAAAAAAAAGAAAAGAACAACGAUGAAGCAAAUUCUAAGAACAGUUAUUUUCUGAGUAAAUGCUUAUCCUCAAAUUUUUAGUUUCUGAAUGGUUAAUCCUAAAAUGUAACAAGAAUGGUCUUAAUCGCUGCAGCCGCCUGAGUCUAUUUGUAUUAAAGACUAACAUGUAUAUUUAAUGUAGCAUUUUUGUAUUUAAAAUGAACAACACACUAUCUUUGAAGUAAAUUAUGGAAAAAAAUA